AUGCGUGCCCGGCUGCAGCGGGUCAGCGCGGAGCGGGACCGCAUGCGCACGGAGCGGGACGCCGCGCGGGCCGAGCUGGAGGCCAACCGCCAGAGGUGGGCGAAGCAGCUUGAGGGCAUGCAGCAGAUGCUCGGCCAGAUGCAGGACACUGCGCAGGGCCAGCCGGAGGGCCAGCAUCCCCUCAUCUUCGACCGCUUCAUGGAUGCGUCGGAUUCUGGCCUGUCGCCGGUGAGCCACAUGACCUUGGAGGAGCUGCAGGCUGAAUGUGUGGUGCGCGGCCUGGCGCAGAGCGGGGGCCUGGCGGCGGUGCGGGGCCGCGUGCGCGUGGCGCGGGCCCGGGAGCGCCAGAGCUUGAAGCUCUGA
This is a messenger RNA of Effrenium voratum, 363 nucleotides long. The record is from the annotation of a GenBank genome assembly. Lineage: Eukaryota; Dinophyceae; Suessiales; Symbiodiniaceae.